AUUUUUCAAAAACAAAAAAAGUCACCACCAUUGCUUCCCACUACUUUCUGUAAUUGCUCGAAGCAUCUCCAAAGUCUCUUUGUUGCUUCUUGUUGUCGCCUAAUGUACACUGUAGAAGUGUAGUAGUGGAGUGUAUUCGCAUCUUUUGUGAUAGAUAGUUGCUGAUACUACAAAGUGUAGACUAGAAUCUGCUCCAGACUUCUCAGGAGCGUAAAUUCAUUCGAUCGUUUAUUGGAGUUGUCUUCAAUAAAUUGGGAGUAUGUCGGUGUUUCACGACGAAGUGGAAAUCGAGGACUUUGAGUAUGAUGAAGAAUUGGAGACCUAUUUCUUCCCAUGUCCGUGCGGCGAUCAGUUUCAGAUCACAAAGGAGGAGCUGGUGGCAGGUGAAGAUGUGGCGACAUGUCCUAGCUGUUCUUUGAUCGUUCGUGUCAUCUAUGAUGCUGAAGAUUUUGCAGCCGCUUCAGAAGCUGUUGAAAGCACAUCCAGGGAUCAAGCUCGUGCAGCGUGUACGUAAAGGGGGUGCCAAGCACACAUUGCUGCUUAGUUCCAUCAAUGAUACUCUACGCUUUAUAGGUUUUUUAAAUAUAUAUUGCACAUGAAGUGUGCUGCUCACCGGAAUUAUUCACAGAAAACCCUAACAUGAAAGCUAUAAUAUAUUGAGGCUGGCAUCCCACUGCUGUUGAGACAUCACAUCAUCGGGAAGGCUUUAGUUGACUCGCCAUUACUUCUUCUUUUUUCUUCUUCUAUUUUUAACAAUGCUAUCUGCAUGUUUUGCUAUUCGCUCUUGAUGUGCAUUGCUGUGCUAUUUAUCUGUAGUCUGUAGAUGCCUAGGUGUGGCUGGUAGAUGCCUAGGUGUGCCUGGUUGUGGCCUUGACUGUGUUCAUGGCUAAGUGUGCUUGGCCGUAGUCUCAACCAUUUUGAUUCUGCUGUUAGUUUUUUUAGUGCUGAUUGCUGACUCCGUUCUGCAGCUCCUUAGUGAGUCAAGACCAGUGUUAUUUUGGAGCAAAGAUAUGGUGACUGGUCGUUUAUUAGGAUAUUGUGCAUGACUGUCCGAUGAUCUCUUGAGUUCACAAUCAGCCGCUUGCAAUGUCGUUGUAAUUGUAGUCUG
Sycon ciliatum is the source of this 1108-nucleotide messenger RNA. RefSeq names its product diphthamide biosynthesis protein 3-like. The transcript has 3 exons. NCBI's taxonomy places the organism in Eukaryota, Metazoa, Porifera, Calcarea, Leucosolenida, Sycettidae. The coding region runs from base 260 to 514 and encodes 84 amino acids. The record is from RefSeq and is a predicted model, not a curated record.